Messenger RNA from Schistosoma curassoni, 3051 nucleotides. NCBI's taxonomy places the organism in Eukaryota, Metazoa, Platyhelminthes, Trematoda, Strigeidida, Schistosomatidae. The record is from the annotation of a GenBank genome assembly.
AUGGAGCAUAAUUGUCUCCCGUUCAAACGUAUACGUAACGAUUGUCGUACUCGUAGACAAAAUUCAUACUCAGCUCAGGCUUUGACGUAUGACAGUUAUAGUGUUUUUCAAAAAUCAAACUUAAUGUGUAGCAGUAGAAUUGUAGUCCCUGGGGACCUUAUAUCCCCUUUAGACGUCAAUAAGAAAAGUGGGCCGUCGACGUACUGUUGCUCGGGGAAUAUACUGUCAAGUGCAUUUGGAUAUGUCAAGGAGGAAUCACAUACGGACGGAUCAAAAACAUUUUCAGUUGUGCCGUUGAAAACUGCUGGCAUAGUUCCUUACACCGGGUCAAUUGUGUUGGCCAAAGUUUCUAGUAUUACACGAAGAUUUGUUCGCUGCGAUAUCGUCGCGAUUGGAGAAGUUUGCCUUGCCGGACCAUUCAAAGGUCUCAUAAGACGUGAGGAUAUUCGUGCUACGCAACGCGAUCAAGCAGAACCAGGCUGCUGUUUUAGGCCAGGAGAUAUUGUUCGAGCUCGUGUUAUUAAUCUCUUGGGUCCUGGAGCAUAUACCAACACUGGUUCCUUUAUGUCUAGCACUUCACCACAGACGUUAUCCACGUUGUUAACUACUCAGGCUAUAUCCUGUUCAGUGGCGGCCACCAAUGAUGCAAACAUAAGUGGCUCCAGUUCUGUUUGUCUUCUAUCUACUGCUGAGCCUGAUUUAGGCGUGGUCCUUGGUCUUGGAAGGUCUCCUGAUAACAGCUUUCUCGAACUUCUUGGCAGUACAAGUGGCUCUCCCCUUGUUCCUGUUGGAUGGACUGAGAUGCUAUGUCCUCACACACUUACUCGAUACCCUCGAAAAGUUGCUCGUGUGCCAGAUGAACUUAUUACUCAAUCUUGUUUACAGGCCGGAGUUCGAACCACGGAACUAGCCGCAAUCCUUUGUGCUACCUUUGAAAAUGUCCAGGGGACUGUAAUCGCCUAUCAGUAUCCACACAACUAUGUAUCCCCGACCCAAUUUAAGGAGAUUGGCAACGCUGUUAUCCCGCGAGCUGAAUUAGCUUUCCGGUUAGUAACAAUAGAGGCUUUUAGACACUAUGUGAUCGGCUGCCUGCAACGCAUCGAAGGUGUCCAGUAUAAGAGAAAUACAUUGCAGUUCAAUAUAUGUCUUGUCAUUAAGCCAAAAGCAACUGCUAAUCGGGAUGAUAUAUCACACUGGCAGUUCUGGGACGAUUAUUCAGCCGGCGGUUUGAGACCUAACGUCCAAGCAGCUUACGAGGCAUUAACACUAAAGAUUAAUAGAUAUUUUUAUGCUUUAGAAGAACAAUGUGGAUUUCUGUCUCGCUCAUUAGGACAUCAUGAAGGUGUAGAAAAGUGCGUAAAAUUACUCCGUCUUAAAUCAAUUUACAAACAAUUACAUGAAUCCGGAAUGUGUAUUCUUUCGUUUCCCAAUAGUGGCUCUUUGUACUUACGGUUUAGUCCUAGACAGGAUCAUGGGUCGUAUAGCAAUUUGUCAUUCGAUAUGUUUGAACUGGUGUCUGAAGAGAUUUUAAAAGAUAAUAAUGUUGAUGAUAAUGAUCGGGGAUUAGAAUUUGGUCAAAAAAUCCGACAGUUCAAUCUUCACCAUAAUAAUCAAGUUGUUUUUCCUAAUUUCAAUCCUCAAAGUGAAUCAGAGAUUACUGAUAAUUGUGUGUUUGUUUUAAUCGCUUCUCCAACUUAUCAUCGUCAGUCUAAAAUGGGUUACAAUUUGAAUGGUGGUUGGAGACCAUUGGAUGCUGUGGCUCAACGUGUUUUACCUUAUAUCAACGGUAGACGACGUUUAAUUGAAUUGGCUCAGUUAGCUCAAUUAGAUGUGGCUAUAGCUCGUUUAUGUUUAAUUGAGCUUGCUCGAAUAGGAUUAGUUCGUGCCUUACCAUAUCCUACAUUUAUAAUGCAGCUUCUUCAAGCUGAUAAGUUUUCCAAUUCAACACUUAUUCCUGGAUGGCUAGGUUUACCACGACUGGCCACUCUACUUACAGACUCCUCUCUUAGCAAAAUGUGCUUGGAAACUGUGAUAGUGUUUAAUUCAAAUCGUCAUAAACUACAAAGUUUAUGCAUUCACGAUAUUUUCCGUCUGUAUACAAUCCUUUGUGGUUCAUCCAAUUUUAGUUUAUCAUAUUUAAUUUCAGCCAAUCCACAUAUUCGAUUUAUUGAGUGUUCAUCUUACAUGAACUCAUCAUCUUCUUCUUCUACAUCAUCAUAUCAUUCCCUUCCGUUUGUAAGAUCAUCAAAACUUUGUAAUUGCCAUGCAUCUUAUCAUCAAACACAGCAUCACUGUAAAAUUAGUUUAUUAAGUCUUGUACAAUUUGGUGAAGUAAAUGGUUUAAUACGACGAAUUCAAUGUUAUCCUAUAAGUGAUAAACUAGAAUUAUCUACUGAACAACAUAUUAAAUAUCGGAUGUCAUCAUCAGUUAUGUCAUCAAAAGAAGCAAUUCCUGCAAUGAUGACAACAACUACGACAACUGUUACCACAACCAGUAGUACGAGUUCCAAUACAAAUAUGCAACAACAAUUCAUGCAAUUUCAAACUAAAAAUUCUUCAUCUGUAUUACGACAUAAUUCACGUAAAUUUACUAAAAAACCACAAAUAAUUAAUGAACAAACGUGGUCUAUUUCAAAAUCCCUACUAAUGGAUGGUCAGCAUAGUUUAGAUUCAAUCAUUACAUUUUUAUUAACGAACAAUGGUAAUACAACAAAGUAUUCUUCAUCUGGAUAUAAAGUACCAGAAUAUAUUAGUGAUUUAUUAAAUUUAUAUCGUUUUGAUGAAGAAUGUCUUACUAGACAAAUAUCUUAUUGUGAUCGUGAUUUAUCUUCGUUUAAUAGAACUAAAACUUCUAGUAGUUUCAGUUUUAGUCCUGAUGAAACUAAUUUUACCAUUCAUAAUAAUAAUAAUAAUAGUCAAACUGUUGAAGAAAUUGUUGUACAUGAUCGAAUAUGGUCUAAGCCAGAAAAUAAUAUGACAACAUUUGUAGAGCCAUUAAAUUUGGAUAAGAUAAACUUUAUAUUACCGGAUCUUUAUUGGAUGUGGCGUUGA